CGGUACAAGCUCAUCAGCGCCACCUCGCUCGCGUUCGUCAUCUGCAACAUGGACAAGUUUUCAGGUUAACUUGAGUGUUGCGAUUAUACCUAUGUCACACAAGUAUGGUUGGAAUUCAUCGACUGCCGGAUUAGUUCAAUCGUCAUUCUUUUGGGGUUAUGCUCUGAGUCAACUGCCAGGUGGAUGGCUGGCAAAAUUGUUUGGUGGAAGGAGAGUGCUUGAGGUCGGAGUUGUGGUAUGGUCUUUGGCAACUGCCAUUAUUCCUGCUGUAGCAGGGUUUAUGCCAGGGCUUGUGUUGUCAAGGAUUCUGGUAGGUAUUGGAGAAGGUGUAUCGCCAUCAGCUGCUACAGAUUUGAUUGCAAGGUCCAUUCCUGUUCGAGAACGAUCAAGAGCAGUUGCUGUUGUUUUUGGAGGUUUGAGCUUUGGAAGUGUCUUAGGACUUCUGUUCGCCCCUCCCAUUAUUCAGAACCUUGGCUGGGAAUCUGUCUUUUACAUAUUUGGUCUUCUUGGAAUUAUUUGGUGUCUAGGGUUUCAAUCUCUUAAAGAACAGUUAAGUGGCAGUGAAGACAUAUUGAAUUUGGGGCAAAGUCCUGCUGGAUCAAGUGACCUCAUCUCAUCAAAAUCAUCAGAGUCAUCAUCGGAAGAGCUGAUAAAUUCAGUAAAGGAUGUUCCUUGGAGAGAAUUCUUCAAAAGCAAGGCAGUAUGGGCAAUGAUAUAUGCUCACUUUUGUGGAAGCUGGGGGCACUAUACUUGCUUGUCUUGGCUACCAACAUUCUUUAGUGAGGAGCUGGACCUGAAUUUGACUGAAGCAGCAUGGGUGUCAGUCCUUCCUCCUCUGGGCUCAAUGAUCAUUACAUCUAUUGCAGCAACUUUCGCAGACAACUUGAUAUCAAAUGGAGUAGACACUACAAAGGUACGGAAGAUAUGUCAAACAAUUGCAUUUCUGUCGCCUGCAACUUUCAUGAUGCUUUCCUCUGUGGAUCUUGGACUGCCACCCUGGGAGAUCGUUCUUUUUCUUACAAGUGGUCUGGCACUUUCCAGCUUCGCAUUGUCAGGUCUUUAUUGCACCCAUCAAGAUAUCUCUCGUGAAUAUGCAAGCAUUCUCCUGGGCAUCACAAACACUGUAGGCGCUGUACCUGGAAUUGUUGGUGUUGCACUGACAGGCUAUCUUCUUGACACAACUCAUUCUUGGAGCAUAUCACUUUUCGCACCUUCAAUCAUUUUUUACCUGACAGGGACUAUUGUCUGGCUAGCAUUUGCCAGCAGUGAGCCUCAGGAGUUUUCCAGUUCCAAGUCAGAAUCGGAGUCGUGAGUCAUGGCUUGGAGGGUACAUUGUCUGUACAAUUCCAGAGGGUAUCAGUUUCGUCAGCUCUACUUCGCCCGGCAAACUGGAUAUUUUGACGUCAGAUAGGAGAAUACAGCUCAUAUAGGGGAAAAAAAUGUGUAAAUGCAUAUUGGCAUUUUUUUUGGCCAAUUGUAGUAUAGGCUUUUUUUGGCAAUUCCGUUGCACGUUCUGACACAAUUUUGUAACGGUAGAGGUGUAUCGCAGUUGGUCUGCAGCAGUAAUAUCCCAGACAACUGUAGAAAAUGUAAAUUUAUAGAAUCACAUCUUUGGGUAUUAGAAAGUAAUUUGUAGAAUCAUAGGACAUCUUUGGUUAUUAGAAAGUGCGAAACAUCAAUGGAAUUCAUUAAACUUACAUGACGUGCUUUUACCAGCUCAAUAAUGGAUAAAGACAUAAAGGUACU
Messenger RNA from Oryza brachyantha (malo sina), 1746 nucleotides. Its product is annotated as probable anion transporter 5, chloroplastic. The transcript has 15 exons. Gene Ontology annotation, molecular function: transmembrane transporter activity. The record is from RefSeq and is a predicted model, not a curated record. NCBI's taxonomy places the organism in Eukaryota, Viridiplantae, Streptophyta, Magnoliopsida, Poales, Poaceae. The coding region runs from base 92 to 1312 and encodes 406 amino acids. Gene Ontology annotation, biological process: transmembrane transport.